This is a messenger RNA of Otolemur garnettii (small-eared galago), 2737 nucleotides long. It is a transcript of the gene HTR2A, whose product is annotated as 5-hydroxytryptamine receptor 2A. The record is from RefSeq and is a predicted model, not a curated record. Gene Ontology annotation, cellular component: plasma membrane; dendrite. Lineage: Eukaryota; Metazoa; Chordata; Mammalia; Primates; Galagidae. Gene Ontology annotation, biological process: chemical synaptic transmission; G protein-coupled receptor signaling pathway, coupled to cyclic nucleotide second messenger. Bases 133 to 1548 code for a protein of 471 amino acids. The transcript is spliced from 3 exons. Gene Ontology annotation, molecular function: G protein-coupled serotonin receptor activity; neurotransmitter receptor activity.
CCAGCCAAAGGAGCCCAGCACACACAGCACCCCGGUAUUACAGAGUGUGGGGACGUAAAGGCAAAUGGUGAGCAGAGGCUAUAACUCCUGAGUCCUUCUACACCUCAUCUGCUACAAGUUCCAGCUUACAAAAUGGAUAUGCUUUGUGAAGAAAAUACUUCUUUGAGCUUAACUAUGAACUCCUUAAUGCAAUUAAAUGAUGACACCAGACUCUACAAUAAUGACUUUAACGCCGGAGAAGCUAACACUUCUGAUGCUUUUAACUGGACAGUAGACUCUGAAAAUCGAACCAACCUUUCCUGUGAAGGGUGCCUCUCACCACCGUGUUUCUCCUUACUUCAUCUCCAGGAAAAAAACUGGUCUGCUUUAUUGACAGCUGUAGUGAUUAUUCUAACCAUUGCUGGAAACAUACUUGUCAUCAUGGCAGUGUCCCUAGAGAAAAAGCUGCAGAACGCCACCAACUAUUUCCUGAUGUCACUUGCCAUAGCUGAUAUGCUGCUGGGUUUCCUUGUCAUGCCCGUGUCCAUGUUAACCAUCCUGUAUGGGUACCGGUGGCCUCUGCCCAGCAAGCUCUGCGCAGUCUGGAUUUACCUGGAUGUGCUCUUCUCCACCGCCUCCAUCAUGCACCUGUGUGCCAUCUCCCUCGACCGCUACGUCGCCAUCCAGAAUCCCAUCCACCACAGCCGCUUCAACUCCAGAACUAAGGCGUUUCUGAAAAUAAUUGCUGUUUGGACCAUAUCAGUAGGAAUAUCCAUGCCGAUACCAGUGUUUGGGCUACAGGACGACUCCAAGGUCUUUAAAGAAGGGAGCUGCUUACUUGCCGAUGAUAACUUCGUCCUCAUCGGCUCUUUCGUGUCCUUCUUCAUUCCCUUAACCAUCAUGGUGAUCACCUACUUUCUAACUAUCAAGUCCCUCCAGAAAGAAGCUACUUUGUGUGUGAGUGAUCUUGGCACGCGAGCCAAACUAGCUUCUUUCAGCUUCCUCCCGCAGAGUUCCCUGUCCUCGGAAAAGCUCUUCCAGAGGUCGAUCCACAGGGAGCCCGGGUCCUACGCAGGCAGGAGGACUAUGCAGUCCAUCAGCAACGAGCAGAAAGCGUGCAAGGUGCUGGGCAUCGUCUUCUUCCUGUUCGUGGUGAUGUGGUGUCCCUUCUUCAUCACCAACAUCAUGGCGGUCAUCUGCAAGGAGUCCUGCAACGAGGACGUCAUCGGAGCCCUGCUCAACGUGUUCGUGUGGAUCGGCUACCUGUCCUCAGCCGUCAACCCGCUCGUCUACACACUGUUCAACAAGACCUACAGGUCGGCCUUUUCACGCUACAUUCAGUGUCAGUACAAGGAAAACAAAAAACCGUUGCAGCUAAUUUUAGUGAACACUAUACCGAGUUUGGCCUACAAGUCUAGUCAACUCCAAAUGGGGCAGAAAAAGAAUUCGAAGAAUGAUGCCCAGGCAACAGGUAAUGACUGCUCCAUGGUGGCUCUAGGACAGCCGCGGUCAGAAGACGCCUCCACAGAGGACAGCAACACAGUGAAUGAAAAGGUUAGCUGCGUGUGAUGGGCUGGUUGCCAUGGCAACCAGGGAGCGCGCCAGCAACGAGUUUUCACCUCUCCAGGAAAAGGAAACUAAAGUAAGGAGACUGGAAAAAAUUAGGCCAGUCGAGUGGAACUAACAAUAAUAUCUCAUACGCCUCAUUUUAUUCUGUCGAUGAAAAGCAGAGUUACAUGCCGCAAAAUGUGCGCUUGGAGAACGUUCUGACAGCAUUUCAGCUGUCAGCUUUAUGAUACCUAUUUUUAACAUUGUAAAUGAUAUGUCUUUAAAAUGAUUAGCUUUUAUUGUCUAAUAAUGAGGCCCUAGAUAAAUCUAAAUUUAAUUUCUAUUUUCAAAUGGAAAGCUUGCUACUGUGUUGCUAACUGAUGGCAUAGGAUGGAGUUGGUCACCUAUUGCUGUAAAUAAAAAUGGCUAUAAAUACUGAAAAAUCGGUUGACUAUAAUGGGCUCUAAAAUAAAGAAUCCUCUUUAAAACCUACCACGAGAUCUAUUUUGAAAGAAAAAAAAAAGACAUUAAGGACAGUGCUAUGAAAUCUGUCUUGCUAAGAUAAUUAAAUGAAAUACUUGACACUAUUUUCCAUUGCUGCUUUUCCAUCGAUGUCAUUUUGAAAUAUUCACCAGGUGGCUGAUCUUUGCUGCUUUUCAAGUUACUUCUCAGAAGUGAAGACUAUUUUAAAUGUUACUGAAUAACUUUUGCUGCUUUCUCUUCUACUUCUUGUGCUUUACUCUGAAUCUCUGAUGUGGUCUUGUUUAAUAUUUGUUCUUCUAAGUAAACUAGCAAAAGGACAAUUUCACAAUACCAAAUACAUUUCUAGAAAUCGCUCCUCUAAAAGAGCAGCGUAGAGGUAUUUGGUAACUCGCCAUGAAGUGACUGCAUUGCGCAUGCGCUCCUUUGAGCUGUAUGUUGACAUAGCUGUGUCGGGAUUGAGGGCGCACUCUGGUUUCUGGCUAUGGACGGUAAUGGAGUCACAGGACAUCUCUGGAAAAAGAAUGUGGCUUUCCUGUUGAUACCCAUCAUGUAAAUUGAUGCUUUCAGAUUAAUCCACCCAUGUUAUUUAUUAAAACUGUUCAGUUUGAUCCCACAAUCAUCUAGGGAGUGUACCCUUAAAUGUGAAGCAAUUUUCCUGAUAUGAGGGACAUAUAUCCCUGAAGAAAAUGACCCAAUAGAAAAGGUCCUUGUUGAAAAAUAGAAAUAG